AUGUCCCAUUCCAUACAUUCAUCAAUUAAGGAUCUUCAGAAGGAUAUUUACUUUGGUACUGAGUUCUUAAAUCGAAUCUCGUUUUUAAGAGAAGAUAAUGAAUUCAUUUGCAAAUCAUUAUUGCAUCCAAGUACAAGAUUCAUAUUCUUUAAUAAACAACAACCAUUAAUUCAUAAGAAAUAUGAUAAUAAAUUGACAAUUUUAACUAAUGAGAAUAAUCAGUUCAAUGUUAAAGAAAUAACAAAUGAAGAAAAAACAAUUUCAAUUUCACUAGGCUUGAAAAAUUUAAAAGGUUGGGAUGAUAUUCUACAAAGAUUCAUCAAUGAUAACAAAAAUCAAAAUAAAGAUAUAAGGGAUGAUAAGAAGCCGGUCUUUUUGUUUAUGGGGUUGUUAGAUGAAUCAACGGGUUUAAAUUUGAAAGAAUUAAAAAUGGAGAAUAGUGAGUGUGAAAAUUUCCUUGAUUAUCAAGGUAGAUACCAAGGUAUUGCGUAUUAUGCAGUUGACUUAACACCAAAUAAAGAAUUACAAAGUGAGAUUUUAAAUUUCAUUAGUGGUCAAAUUCAAGGAGAAUUAUUUUUUACUUAUUCUCGAAAACAUUAUCUUAGUUUUAAUUCCAAAGAGGCUGCAUUAUUUUCCCAUGCUUCAAUGUAUUUUGAUUGGCUUAAUAAGAAUAGAUAUUGUGUUGGUUGUGGAUCAAAAAUGAUUCCAAUUCAUGCUGGUGGUAAACUACAAUGUACAAAUGAAGAGAAGAAAAGUGAAGAUUAUAUAUGUAAAGUUAAAAAUGCAACUGUUUCAAAUGUAUGUUUUCCAAGAACAGAUAUGGUUAUAAUAACAAUAGUGGUAAAUAAAGAUAGAUCUAAGAUAUUAUUAAGUUUGAAUAAAAGAUAUGAAAUAACUAAAAUGUAUACUUGUACUGCUGGAUUUAUGGAACCUUCAGAAACCGUUGAAGUUGCAACAAAAAGGGAAAUUUGGGAAGAAACUGGAGUUUUGAGUUCUUCUAUAAAUAUUAAAAUGACUCAACCUUGGCCAUUUCCUGCUAAUUUAAUGAUUGGAUGUCUCGCUGAAGUUGAAUUUAAUAAUAAAAAUGAAAUUAUACACUUAGGUCAUGAUAAUGAAUUAAGUGAUGCUAGAUGGUUUGAUGUUGAUUUUGUUAGAAAAUUAGUGUAUCCAAAUGAAGCAAAAGAUGAAGAUUGGAAUCCAGAAGAAAUAAUUAUCCCUAUGCCAGAAUCUAUUGCUUUCCAAUUGAUCAAAUUAGCAGUUGAUGAAGCCAAAGAAUUUGAAGAAAAGAGAAAUGUGAAUAAAUUAUAA
Insectozyma verbasci is the source of this 1308-nucleotide messenger RNA. The record is from the annotation of a GenBank genome assembly. Lineage: Eukaryota; Fungi; Ascomycota; Pichiomycetes; Serinales; Debaryomycetaceae.